Messenger RNA from Striga asiatica, 1395 nucleotides. Lineage: Eukaryota; Viridiplantae; Streptophyta; Magnoliopsida; Lamiales; Orobanchaceae. The record is from the annotation of a GenBank genome assembly.
AUGGACUCAACCCACCGGCCGAGCAAAACCGGCGGCAAAAUAGCCAAAACCUUCCAGAAAAUGAUCCACCGGAGGCCCUCCUCCAGGCACCGGCCGUCGGCCCACCCCGGCUUCUGCCUCCUCAUCCCGCAGGAGAAGCUCCGGUGCUGCGAGUCCCGCCAGUUCGAGAAGGAGGAGGCCGACGAGGCCAAGGAGGAGUCGAGGAACCGCGCCGCCAUGGAGGCCUUCGUCGCCAAGCUCUUCGCCACCAUCUCCGCCGUCAAGGCCGCCUACGCCGAGCUCCAGAUGGCGCAGUUCCCGUACGACGACGCCGCCGUACAGUCGGCGGACCAGUCCGUGGUCGACGAGCUGAAGGCGCUCUCGGAGCUCAAGCACGGUUUCCUCAAGCGGCGGAUAGACUCCUCGCCGCCGCACGUGACGCUGAUGCUGGCCGAGAUCCAGGAGCAGCAGGCGCUCAUGAGGACCUACGAGAUCACCAUGAAGAAGAUGCGGGGCGAGAUCGAGGGCAAGGAGGCGCGAAUCGAGAAUCUCCGGCGGGAUUUGGGGGUAAUUUCAGGGGAGAACAGGUCGCUGGAGAAGAAGAUGAAUGCGAGCGGUUGCUUUUCGAUUCUCGAUACUGUCAGUUUUUCGGAUCUGAACCCGAGGGAUUUCGGUUUGGUUUUGCAGUACCUUUUGAGAUCUGUGAGGAAUUUUGUGAAAUUGCUGAUUCGCGAGAUGGAAAUCGCCGGUUGGGAUGUUGAGGCGGCGGCUGGCGCCGUACACGGCGGUAUCGAGUUUAGGAAGAGGGACCACAGGGCUUUCGUUUUCGAAUCGUACGUCUGUAGGGAGAUUUUCGCCGGUUUUGACGACCCGGGUUUUUUCUCGGUUCCGAACGACGACGGGGACGGCCGGUGGUUCCCGGACGACAUUGACCAGCGGCGGGUUUUCUUCUUCGAGCAGUUCCGGAAAUUGCGGUCGGCCAGCGCGCUUCAGUUCCUGAGGCAGAGUCCUAAUUCGCCGUUCAGGAAGUUCCUGAGGUCCAAGUACCUGAGCAUGGUGCACCCGAAGAUGGAGUUCUCGUUUUCCGGCAACCUGAACCAGAGGAAGAUGGUGAACGGCUUCGAGUUUCCGGAGACGGAGUUUUUCAAGGCGUUUGCGGAGAUGGGACGGAGGGUGUGGCUCCUGCACUGCCUGGCGUUCUCCUUCCGGGGGGAUGUCGGCGUUUUCCAGGUGAGGCGGGGGUCGAGGUUCUCGGAGGUGUACAUGGAGAGCGUGACAGAGGAGGCUUUCGCAGCGGCGGCGGCGUACGGCGGGGAGGACGCCGUUCUGCGGGUUGCGUUCACGGUGGUGCCGGGGUUCAAGGUUGGUCGGACGGUGGUGCAGAGCCAGGUGUAUCUGCUCCCGGCCAAAAGUUAG